UUCAGAAUCACACAAACACACACUCCUCGUGCUCGGGUGACACUGCUGAGCGGGAGCGCGCGCGCGGGUGCCUGCCGAUGCUGUGGAGCGCGUGCCGCGCGCGGGAGAUUGACUGUUACAUUGUCGCGACUGCUGAGAGGAAACUCGUCUAUCUGUUACAUUUAAACCCCUGAGGAAACAUGAGUUCUCAUGUGUGUUCUCCAGAAGAUGUGCAGCACCAGCAGGUGACCCAUUCCUCCAUCCUCCUCCUGCUUCAGGAGGCCACCAAACUCACUCCUCCAGCGGGCGACGAGCGCUUGCGUUCUGCACCGUCACAUGUAGAGAGUGAAGACAGCGGGUCACCCGUCCUCUCCGGCCGUGAAGACCCAGAGUUCAGCGGCUCUUUCUCUGUAGUGCAGGAGUCUGAGCGCAGCAGCAGUGCAUGGGAGGUGAUGCGUCUGAUCAACCAGCAGUGUGAGCAGCUGCUGCAGUCCGGCUGUGAGGACCGAGGAGCGCUCGACCUGCACCCAUCAGACGCCUCCGAGACCGUGCUGACGCCCAGACCUCCGUCUGAGCCCGAGUGUCCCGCUGGUGCUUGUUCCUCUGUCAUCGAGCUCACAGAUGUGGAGAAUAUCAAAGAUCCCCAAGAUCUGGCUGAGCUCAUAAAGACACACACAGCGGAUCACAUCCGCACCAGUGAGGAGACCGAAAACACGUCUGUGCUGCACAGGUCCAGAGACCAGGGCCAUUCAGAUCAUGAGGAAUCUGUUGUCCCGUCCACAGGAAAUGACUGUGCGCCCAUCAGUCCUCUUGACUUCACUUCCUGUCUGGUGUCUGAGCGAGACUCUGAGAGUGUGUGGCUCCCUCUGAACGCCUCUGAAAACACACCGUGUUGCUCACAAUCAGCCGACCUCAACAAUAAUCUCCUAGAGAGUGUGCACAAGGAGCUCCAGACGUGUUUGUGGGACACUGGCAGACGGACGCAGAGGAAGCAGCCUCGUCCCACCCGCAGCCCUGACCCGCAGGACCCUGAGGUGCAGGGAGUGACCUUCAGCAUGGCCCCGCAGCUGGACGCUGGUCAGAGCCGACUCGUCAUCACCUCCAACUACAGUGAAGAGAUCCAGCGCUGGAGGAGAAGCAGGAGCAGCCGCAGCCGAACACAGAGGAGCAGCUCCGAGGAGGAGAGCGACUGCUGCGGUGUGUCCCGGAGUAAGAUGUGUGCGUCGUGCUGCACGAGGAAGACUCCUCUCUGGAGAGACGCUGAGGACGGGACGCCGCUCUGUAACGCCUGUGGCAUCAGGUAUAAGAAGUACCGCGUGCGCUGUCAGCAGUGCUGGAACAUCCCCAAGAAGGAGGCAAACACACAGUCCUCGUGUCAGAGAUGCGGCGAGGUCCUGAAGCUGAAGUGAUGGGACACUCAUGCGCUCCUGACGUCUCUGAAAAUGGUUAGUUCCUGUAGAUGGACUGAUGAAACCCAAACAUGACCAUUGACUGUUCACUUAUUUAAUUCACACAUUCUUCCUCUUGUUUUGUGAAAAUUAACUAUUUAUUCAUGGUUUGUGUAUUUUCUUUGGUCUGAUUUGUGUUAGCACUGGCUGUGUUUCUGUUCAGAGGUCUUCUGUGCUGGAAUUCAAUAUUAAAUUGUAUUUAUAGUG
Carassius auratus (goldfish) is the source of this 1634-nucleotide messenger RNA. RefSeq names its product zinc finger GATA like protein 1 (gene zglp1). The coding region runs from base 180 to 1388 and encodes 402 amino acids. The transcript is spliced from 5 exons. Gene Ontology annotation, biological process: regulation of transcription by RNA polymerase II; oocyte development; spermatogenesis. The record is from RefSeq and is a predicted model, not a curated record. NCBI's taxonomy places the organism in Eukaryota, Metazoa, Chordata, Actinopteri, Cypriniformes, Cyprinidae. Gene Ontology annotation, molecular function: sequence-specific DNA binding; zinc ion binding. Gene Ontology annotation, cellular component: nucleus.